Acaulospora colombiana is the source of this 127-nucleotide messenger RNA. The record is from the annotation of a GenBank genome assembly. NCBI's taxonomy places the organism in Eukaryota, Fungi, Glomeromycota, Glomeromycetes, Diversisporales, Acaulosporaceae.
CCACAAUGCAACCUUCCAUCCAAACUACAAUAAGGAAGCCCUAGCAAAGGGCCUGGCCAGAUCUAGAGCCACACCCAAACAGACAAUAGCAGAAAAGAAGUCCAACAGUAUGGAAAAAUUUGUAUGA